Molecule: messenger RNA, 921 nt
Organism: Pyrenophora tritici-repentis Pt-1C-BFP
Lineage: Eukaryota; Fungi; Ascomycota; Dothideomycetes; Pleosporales; Pleosporaceae
Product: ApbA, Ketopantoate reductase
Biological process (GO): pantothenate biosynthetic process
Cellular component (GO): cytoplasm
Molecular function (GO): 2-dehydropantoate 2-reductase activity
Source: RefSeq, a predicted model, not a curated record
AUGGCUGAAAACAAAAAGACUGUUCUCAUCGUUGGUGGCGGCGCAGUCGGUGCAAUUGCAGCAGUCAAUCUCGAGGUUGGUGGACUUGCAACAGUUACUGUCGUACUACGGUCCAACUAUAAUGUCGUCAAAGAUGAAGGUUACACGAUCAAGAGUUGCGACCAUGGCAACCUGAAUGGUUGGAGACCUAGUGUUGUUCGCAACACUGUUCCCAACCUCAUCGAAGAAAACCUUGAACCAUACGACUACGUCGUCUUGUGCACCAAGAAUGUUCCCGAUGUUUCGCCAACAGCAGUCGAUCUUAUCACACCAGCACUGCCCAAGAACAGCAACAAAACUACUCUUCUUCUCUUACAAAACGGAUUGAACAUUGAAAAGCCUUUCUUGCGCCCGCAUCCCACCAUCCCGAUCCUCUCUGGUAUCUCGAUGAUUGGUAGCGAGGAAUCUUUGCCUGGCCACAUCGUACAAGAUGAAGCGGAUAGGCUGCUCGUCGGUGCCUUCCCUACAUCAAACAUCAAUCCCGCUGUACCAGAACGAAGAGCAGAGGAGUUUGUUGAAAUUUAUAGUAAAGGUGGGAAGACCAACUGCCAGUAUUCACCAAACGUUCUACAUGAUCGCUGGAAGAAGCUCGUGUUCAAUGCCUGUCUGAACCCGAUUUGUGCCAUUACAGGUCUGGAUGAUGGACGCCUACGACUCGCUGACGGAGCGUUGGACGGCUUGGUCAGGCCUGCGAUGCGAGAGAUUGUCGCAGCAGCAAAAGCAGUUUGUGGUGUGGAGCUCACGGAGGGUGUGGUCGAAGAGACGAUCCAUGUUGACCCCUUGGAGAGCUACUUGAAGCCGAGUAUGCAGCAAGAUCUAGAGAAGGGCAACUUUAUCGAGUUCGAAAACCUGUUGGAAGUAGACUGCAUCCUCAUUCCGUAG